This is a messenger RNA of Paramecium tetraurelia, 1062 nucleotides long. RefSeq lists its product as uncharacterized. NCBI's taxonomy places the organism in Eukaryota, Ciliophora, Oligohymenophorea, Peniculida, Parameciidae. The transcript has 4 exons. Gene Ontology annotation, cellular component: cytoplasm. The record is from RefSeq and is a predicted model, not a curated record.
AUGAAUAAUAAGGAAGAAAUUGUUCUUGGAUAUUUAGAACAAGCAGAUGAUAUCCUAAAUGUAGAUGAUGAAUUGCCUUCCUAUGCAAAUGGAUUGCCUUAUUUCUUAGAGAAUGAAGAUAAGUUCGAAUCAAUUAAAUGUUAAUAAUGCAGUAAUCAAAUGAAAAUGUUGCUUUAAAUAUAUGCUCCUUUGAAUAACAAGCAUGCCUCUUUUAGAGAGAUCUAUGUGUUUCUUUGCUUAAAUGAACAAUGUUCUAAACACAAUAGCAGUGUUAGAGUUUUUAGAAUGCAAUCGUCAUAAAAACCUUAACUUUUAUAAUCCAAAAAUAAAGACUAUAUACUUUCUCCAUAAAACAAAUCAUUUAUAAUUGACACUGAGAUUAUAAGUGCUAAGGAGAACAAUAAUGAACUCUAAGUAGCUGAAGAACUGUUACCAACUAAUUUAGAUGAUGAGGACAAGGAUGUAGAUUUGAAGAAUGUGAAAUUCGAUAAUGAAAAUAAAAUCUAUGACAAUUAUUUAAAGAGUACUGAAGAGAAAGAAAAUAUUGAAGACAUAGAUGGAUUGGAGAAUGAUUAGCAAAACAAUAUUGAUGGUUGUUUUCUGAUUUACUAACAUUUUCUGACCUAAUAUUAGAAUCAUGUCGUCAGAUAUUGUUUUGAUUCUCAAAGUAAACCACUCUGGUUUAGUGAUAAAAAACAGCCUUAGAUUGAGUCCAAAUGUCCACAUUGCAAAAAGAAUAAGAUUUUCGAAUUCUAAAUUAAUAAUUCAAUUCUUACUUACUUCCCUGAAUUGUACAAUCUAGAAUGGGGUUCUUUAUACAUCUACAGUUGUCCUUCUAGUUGUUCUGUUGGUGGUUAAAUACUAGUUGAGGAGACAGUCUAUGCUCAUUCAGAUGAGUAAGAAUUUAUUAGUCCAAAUCUAAAAGUGGAUCCAAAUACCAAACUAGUCACCAUCAAAUAGGAUACAAAUAAAUCAAAUAAAUAAAAACAAUAAAUUUAAUAGCAAUAACAAUAACAAAUUCAGUAAAAGAUUGAUGAACAAGAUGAAGAAGAUGAUUGGUGA